Molecule: messenger RNA, 1395 nt
Organism: Coffea eugenioides
Lineage: Eukaryota; Viridiplantae; Streptophyta; Magnoliopsida; Gentianales; Rubiaceae
Product: patatin-like protein 2
Exons: 6
Coding region: 126-1367 (413 amino acids)
Biological process (GO): lipid metabolic process
Molecular function (GO): glycerophospholipase activity; monoacylglycerol lipase activity
Source: RefSeq, a predicted model, not a curated record
CAAAGCAAGAGACUUAAAAUUCUUAUCUUGUUUUUCCACAAACCAAGGCAAUCAUUCUCUUUCCUUACUCAGCAAAAAAAUUGAUCUCCAAAAGUCAGGUACAAUACAACCAGUUACAACUUACAAUGGAGAGGGUACUAUCAUCUCUUCUCCCCAUGCAGCCCCCGACGUAUGGAAAUCUAAUCACAAUCCUUAGCAUAGAUGGAGGUGGCAUUAGAGGACUGAUUCCUGCCGUAAUCCUUGAGUACCUUGAAUCUCAACUUCAGGAGCUGGACGGGGAGGAUGCAAGACUUGCAGAUUACUUUGACGUGAUAGCAGGAACAAGCACAGGUGGCUUAAUAACUUCCAUGUUAGCCGCUCCAGAUGAAAACAAGCGUCCUUUAUUUGCUGCUAAAGACAUCAAGCCCUUUUAUCUUGAAAACGGCCCUAAGAUAUUCCCCCAGAAGUGGGGCAGACUCGCAUCAGUAAGAAGUGCAUUGAAUGCUUUGUUCGGACCCAAGUAUGAUGGCCAGUAUCUUCACCAAGUUGUGAGGGAGAAACUGGGCGAGAUUCGGUUGCAUGAAACCCUGACCAAUAUCGUCGUUCCAACUUUUGAUAUCAAGAAUUUGCAGCCCACAAUUUUCUCAACUUAUGAGGCCAAGGAAAAGAAAUCCAUGGAUGCUCGUCUAUCCGACUUAUGCAUCAGCACGUCUGCAGCUCCAACUUAUCUUCCUGCAUAUUACUUCCAGAAUCACGAUGAACUCGGAAAUGUUCAAGAGUUCAAUCUUAUCGAUGGUGGUGUUGCCGCAAAUAAUCCGGCUUUGGUUGCAAUAAGCCAAGUAACUAAACAGAUCUUCCACGGAAAUCCAGAUUUCUUCCCAAUUAAGCCCAUGGAUUAUGGCCGUUUUCUAGUGAUUUCAAUAGGCACAGGAUCAGCAAAAGUUGAGCAAAGAUACAAUGCAGCAAAGGCUGCCAAAUGGGGUGUUUUCGGGUGGUUAAUUAGCGGUCAUUCCACUCCCUUAGUGGAUGUUUUCACGCAAGCCAGUGCAGAUAUGGUUGAUUUGCACAUUUCUGAAGUCUUCCGAGCUCUUCACUCUGAAGAUAAUUACCUUCGCAUUCAGGAUGAUACAUUGAUCGGGACGGUUUCUUCGGUUGAUAUUGCAACAAAGAAGAAUUUGGACAACUUGGUUAUUACAGGCACCCAACUGCUGAAAAAACCCGGUUCUAGGGUCAAUCAGCAGACUGGUUCAGUUGAGACAAUAGCAAAUGGCGGUACGAAUGAGGAAGCUCUAAAAAGGUUCGCAAGGCUGCUUUCUGAGGAAAGAAGACUACGGGAGCUUAGAUCUCCUUUAACCAGCAAAACUGCAAAACCUCCACCCCUCACUUAAUCAUGCAAUGCCAAAAACGAUCCAUUUU